This is a messenger RNA of Echinostoma caproni, 657 nucleotides long. Lineage: Eukaryota; Metazoa; Platyhelminthes; Trematoda; Plagiorchiida; Echinostomatidae. The record is from the annotation of a GenBank genome assembly.
AUGUGUCAAGUGCUUGCUUCGGCUGCAAUGGCUGCCGCAAAUGCCCAAAGCGGCUAUGUAUCAAUUCCGCUCAAUGUGCCCGCUGAUUGUAGUGGGUUGGGAGCCGGGGACAAUGACUCUGAUUUGGGUAGCGGAACUGGUAGUUGGCAUUUAGUCCUUCCAAAACGACGAUCUCAUCCCUCCGCUACAGAGCAUCAGAUGUACAGUUCAACGGUUACUCCGACGAACAAUUUGCCAACUGGAUCUAGUCCCGCGUCUCGUUCAAAUACCAGCACAAAUGCGACUCGCAGAUCCGUCAAACCAUGUACAGUAGACCAGGGGAUCCAGGAACAACAGCAGCAACAUUCUACUAACGAUGAGGAUGAUUUCCUGGAAGUUCGAUCAGAUUUCGAUGCUGGCGAAUCGGAUGAAUUGGACGCCGAUGCUGAUGUUGAAGAAGAAGAGGAUGGAGUGCCAACAGCUGCUGCCGAUGAUGACAUAAUUGAUUGUCCUGAUCAUGGCGAUAGCAAUGAGAAGAUCGAAGGUCCAGCAGCGAAAAGUGAGGUCUCCCUAAUCGAUGAGGAUGAUGGAGAAGUUGAGGAGGAUGAUGGAGACGACACCACAUUGUCUCGUGAUCUGCGUAAACUGGAUGAGGAAUCCUCUUCAUCAUUGCUGUAG